AUGGAAGGCACCACGGCCAAAAUGACGCAGAUUGAAAAUUCGUGCGAUCAAGUGGUCAAUUCGCUGCGAUCGGAAAUUGCCGAUAUCGUCGAAGAUCGUUGUCGCACCGAAUUGGAGCUCCGCAAACAAUUGGAGGUGCUCAAGGAAAAAACCCGCGAGUUGCAGGCCGAAUACGACGAACGAAUCAAGGAGAAUCAAAAGACGCUCGAGUCGCUCAAAACCAAGGCCGAAGCCGUGGUGCCGUUGGAAGAAUUGGAGGCCGAAAUGGACGAAACCUAUGCUCGUUUGUAUGAAUUGAAGCGAAUUCACGAAACUCAGGCGACCACGUUGGAGCAGUUGGAUACCAAUCUCAAGGCGCGACGACAACCGAUUUAG
Molecule: messenger RNA, 375 nt
Organism: Seminavis robusta
Lineage: Eukaryota; Bacillariophyta; Bacillariophyceae; Naviculales; Naviculaceae
Source: the annotation of a GenBank genome assembly